Fusarium pseudograminearum CS3096 is the source of this 1323-nucleotide messenger RNA. RefSeq lists its product as uncharacterized. Gene Ontology annotation, molecular function: oxidoreductase activity. The record is from RefSeq and is a predicted model, not a curated record. NCBI's taxonomy places the organism in Eukaryota, Fungi, Ascomycota, Sordariomycetes, Hypocreales, Nectriaceae. The coding region runs from base 1 to 1323 and encodes 440 amino acids. The transcript has a single exon.
AUGACUGUAACAAACUCGGUCAGCCCGGACGCCAUCAGGGCCAUGUUCGCAUCCGCCCUUUCGAGCAUGUACCGACGCGAAGUUCCUCAAUAUGGCACUCUUCUCAAGUUGGUUUCUGAUAUCAACCACAAGAAACAACAAAAUAUCGAACCGCGUAUCGAAGUUGAGCGACACGGUGCUAUCAGGCUCGGAACACCGGAAGAGCUAUCUAUGAUGCGACGCUUAUUUUCCGUCAUGGGGAUGCAUUCCGUCGGCUACUACGACCUCACAGUUGCCAAUCUCCCAGUCCACGCCACUUGUUUUCGACCCCUCACACAACAAGCACUUGCUUACAACCCUUUCCGGGUAUUUACUUCACUAUUGAGGCUGGAACUCAUCGAGGAUGACGAGUUAAGAUCAAAAGCGACCAAGAUUUUGAGCAAGCGCUGCAUCUUCACAUCUCGUUGUGUAGAGCUUAUCGAGCAGUUUGAAUCACAAGGACCAUUGUCAGCAGCCACAGCAGAGGAAUUCAUCAAAGAGGCUCUAGAAACAUUUCGCUGGCACAAGACGUCAACCGUGGAUCUCAAGACAUACAAAGCCCUCCGAAAAGCACAUCCCUUGAUCGCAGAUGUCGUGUGCUUCAAAGGCCCUCACAUCAACCAUCUCACGCCUCGCGUCUUGGAUAUUGAAAUGGCGCAAAUGGAAAUGCUGCGCUAUGGUCUACAAGCAAAAGAUGCCAUAGAAGGACCACCGCCACGAUUAUGCCCCAUAUUACUUCGCCAGACCAGUUUUCUAGCCAUUGACGAAGCCAUCGCGUUCUCAGAAGGCGAAGAAACUGGAGGAAGCCACAAGGCCCGCUUCGGAGAGAUUGAACAACGAGGGAUGGCAUUGACGCCUAAGGGACGACAACUUUACGAUGAUCUCAUUAAUGAGUGGCGAGAGACCUCAAGUACUCUCACUGGAGCCGAGUCAAAAGAGAAGCAUCUGGCUAAGAUCUUCGAAAGAUUUCCUGACGAUAUAAAAACACUUCGAAAAGAGAAACUGGCCUACUUUUCAUACAGGCCUAUUCACAACGCGUCCAUAUCCCACGACGCUGAUAUCGACUCUCUUAUCAGUUCUGGAGCUGUUGAGGUUGAGCCCAUUACAUACGAAGACUUCCUGCCAGUUAGUGCCGCAGGGAUUUUCCAUUCAAAUCUCGGUGAUGACGGCGGUAUGAGCCACAUAGUAGGCGCUGACGAAAACUCAUUUGAGAAUAGUCUUGGAUGUUCUGUAAAGAGGGAAUUUGAGUUGUAUAGUGAGAUGCAGGAGGCUUCGAUUAGACGGUGUUUUGCCACUUCCUGCUAG